Leptopilina boulardi is the source of this 920-nucleotide messenger RNA. Its product is annotated as protein THEM6. The record is from RefSeq and is a predicted model, not a curated record. The transcript is spliced from 3 exons. Lineage: Eukaryota; Metazoa; Arthropoda; Insecta; Hymenoptera; Figitidae. Bases 114 to 710 code for a protein of 198 amino acids.
CAACUUUCAGUCUGUUUCAGUCAGUUAGUGACCAUUGUGCGUGGAACAUCAUUCUUUUUUUUUUUUACUUAUCUACAAUACAAAAAUUUUUGUACACAAAUAAUAUUUCAAUCAUGUUAUGUUAUUGUACUGUCGCGGCGAUAGCAAUUUUAUAUGUACUUUUUGAUGUAAAUUAUUUUAUUAGAAUUAUUUUAACUAUAGCAUGGGGACGAGUUUUUCAAAAUAGAAAGAAGAUUCUUGAGCAAACCACAAUUUACGGUGUGUGCUUUACUCAAGAUAUAGAUUUAGUUUUUAAACAUAUGAAUAACGCGAGAUAUCUUCGUGAAUUGGAUUUUGCACGAUUUCAUUAUUAUGAUCGAACUGGAUUAUUUUCUGCAAUUAGUGCAAAAGGAGGUGGUAUGGUACAAGGUGCAUGUACAUCAAGAUAUCGAAGACCACUUCCAAUUUUUACACCUUACAAAAUUACUACUCAGCUUGUCUAUUGGGAUGAUAAAAAUUUCUAUUUGGAGCACGAGCUAAUAAGUUUAUCGGAUAAUUUUAUUCGAGCUGUGAUUUUAAGUAAACAAAGUGUAACAAAUUUAAAGGUUCCUGUAUCGGAAAUUGUGGCAAAAGUUGAUCCCACUGCACAAAAACCAGAAUUAUCCAAGGAAUUACAAUUAUGGCUCGAUUCAAUGACAGAGUCAUCGGAAAAAUUGAAAAAGAAGAAGUAAAAUUCAAUAUUUAAAAAAAAAAUUGUUUUUUUUUUUGAAAAACUUCAAAAGGGCUCUAAAAACUUACAUCUUAAGAUCUCAAUUUUUUUGUUGUUGAUUUUCUACUGUGUUAAAACUUAUUUAUUUUCUUAUUUAUACUUUUAUUUGUUAUAAAUUAUAAAUCUUGCCAAAAUAUCGCAAAAAAAAUAAAAUAUAAAAAAUAGAAACAAA